Messenger RNA from Pristis pectinata (smalltooth sawfish), 2367 nucleotides. RefSeq names its product UDP-glucuronosyltransferase 2C1-like. Gene Ontology annotation, molecular function: UDP-glycosyltransferase activity. NCBI's taxonomy places the organism in Eukaryota, Metazoa, Chordata, Chondrichthyes, Rhinopristiformes, Pristidae. The coding region runs from base 1 to 2367 and encodes 788 amino acids. The transcript has 4 exons. The record is from RefSeq and is a predicted model, not a curated record.
AUGAUGCUUGAUGGAAGAAAGGACAUUGGGCGCGGGAAUGUCGAUCAGAGGCCCCUGCUCAAGGCCCACCAGAAUGAGCACCAGCGAUCCGGGCCCCAUUCUCUCCAAUAUCUUUUUGCUUGCACCUACGGUGGCGGGCAGUACACACGGACCAGGCUUCCCGAGGGGUACACUGAGAGUCCGGGUGUUUACACUGCAGUGGUCCGGAGGGACUUGAGUGAGAUCACCCUCCCAGGCAAAAGCACGGUGCUCCAGUACGCCGACGAUCUGCUCAUAGCCUCCCCGUCAUAUGACGAUGGCCGGCGUGACACUGUAGCCCCGCUAUGCCAUCUAGCCAAGAAAGGACACCGGGUCUCUGCCGCCAAACCACAGUCCAGUGCUUGGGAUAUAUCCUCGCUGAUGGCACUCGCAGAUGCCAGCCUCAAAGGGGUUAACGUUAUACUACACUCAGCUCGACCCAAAAACAGGAGAGAAAUGCUGUCCUUUCUGGGUAUGAUGAACUAUUGCCGACAAUGGAUACCCAAGUACCGCCAGAUGGACUCUAUCCUCCGACAGUCCACGCUCCAAAUCGGGCCGACCAACAUAGUAUGGACCAAGGAGAGGGUCCAAGCUUAUGGACUACUAAAGGAAGCCAUUAUGAAGACACCAGCCCUUGGAAUCCCUGAUUACAGAAAACUUUUUGCGCAUUAUGUGGGCGAAAAGGAGGGAUUCGCCACUGGCAUAUUGACACAGGAGCACGGAGGCCGAAAGAGACCGUUACGAGUACGCGUUGAGAACAAAUCAGUCGAGCUGUUGGGUCUGUGCAAGGGGGCCCUCCCAUUCUGGAGUCCGGGCCCAGAAGCUGCCAGGAUCCUCGCCGUCCCCACGGACUGGAGCCACUGGAUCAUCAUGAAAUCCCUGCUCCUGGAACUGGUGCAGAGGGAGCAUCAGGUCACGGUGCUGAGGAACAACGACUCGCUGAGGAUUGAGGCGACCUCCGAAGAUUUCACCGUGGAAACGAUCCGCAUUCCCGCAGGUCAGGCACGUAAAGCCCUUAGUCAAAGCGAAAUCCAUGACAUUGUCUUCAACUAUCUCUACGUGGAAGAUGGUUUCCUCUCCAGUAUCUCCGCUCUCCGCAGCUUGUGCGCCUUAUUCUACAUCAAUAUUGAAGUGACUAUCCCGGCCGUUCAGGCAAUGUUUGAGGAUCGCGCACUGAUGGGUCGACUCAAAGCUGGAGGUUUUGAUCUGAUUUUGGCCGACCCUUACCAUGUAGCCGGUGUCAUGAUGGCCCAUGUACUUGAGAAGCCGUUGGUGCUUCUUGGCAGGUGGAUGAUAGCCGGGGACCUCCACUUUAAUUUAGCCCCGUCGCCACUUUCUUUUGUGCCCAUGAUAAGUUCACGCCUGAGCGACAGGAUGUUGCUUUUGGACAGAUUGAGGAACGUGUUGAUAUAUGGAAUAUCGAGAUACAUGAACAACUUCCACAUUUACCCAGUUUACAACAAACUGUGCCAGCUUUACCUCAAUAGUGACAUUACGGUGGAAGAACUUUAUCAAAAGGCUGAUAUCGUGCUAAUGAAGGUUGACUUUGCCUUUGAGUAUCCUCGGCCGACCGUGCCAAACCUGGUUUACAUCGGAGGUUUUCAGUGCAGCCGGGGUCGACCGCUCCCUGCUGAACUGCAGCGGUUCAUGGACAGUUCUGGCGAGGAUGGCGUGGUGAUCUUCUCCUUAGGAAGUGUGGUGGGCUUCCUUCCACCAGAGCUGGCGAGUGAAGUCGCGGCGGGACUAGCCCGACUCCCUCAGAGGGUGAUCUGGCGGUUUACUGGAAGACUGCCCUCAACCUUAGGGAACAACACUAAGAUAAUGAGCUGGCUUCCUCAAAAUGAUCUGCUGGGUCAUCCGAAGACAAGAGCGUUCAUCAGUCACGGUGGGGAAAAUGGGAUUUAUGAGGCCAUUUACCACGGGGUCCCCGUGGUUGGCAUCCCAAUCUUAUUUGAUCAAUAUGAUAACCUUCUGCGUCUCAAAACCCGAGGAGCUGCGGUCAUGUUAGAUUUGGCUCACUUGAAAAGAGACGAUGUUUUCCAGGCAGUCAAGACCGUCAUCGAGACCCCUUCCUAUGGGGAGAACAUGAAACGAAUAUCUGCCUUGCACAGAGAUGUUCCAGUGGAGCCAAAGGAGCUGGCUGUUUUCUGGGUUGAAUACACAAUAAGGCACCGAGGGGCUGCUCAUUUUAGAUCCGCGGGUAAUGAGCUGCCAUUCUAUCAGUACUACUUACUGGAUGUGUUUGUCAUUGUUCUGGUUUUCGUGGGGCUUUUCCUUUAUCUUGCAUUUAAAUUGCUAAAAACUUUACUUGUCAAAGUGUGCUCGGGGAAGAAGAGGAAACAGGACUAA